Messenger RNA from Zophobas morio, 645 nucleotides. RefSeq lists its product as uncharacterized. The record is from RefSeq and is a predicted model, not a curated record. NCBI's taxonomy places the organism in Eukaryota, Metazoa, Arthropoda, Insecta, Coleoptera, Tenebrionidae. The transcript has 2 exons. The coding region runs from base 64 to 630 and encodes 188 amino acids. Gene Ontology annotation, molecular function: calcium ion binding.
GGAUAUUAAUUUAUAAUUCCCCUAAGCCUUUGUAUUUUUAAAAUAUGUCAAAUAAAUGUCAAAAUGGGAGCUUUUUUGGCACGACUUUGGGCCCGUUUUACCGAAUUCCCCAUAAAAAGCAAACCCAUCUGUUUCCACUUGCAGAAAAACUUCAUGAGCACGGGUGAUGAAAAAGCCGAGGAUCAGGAAAUCCAAACUGAUGCUUACGACGAGCUACAGAAAGCUUUCAUUCGCAAACUGACAGAAGUAGGAGACAAACGCGACAAGUGGUUGCGGGAAAACUUCACACAGUGGGACCAAAUCACCGUCGACGAUUUAACCAACAACUUCAUGCUUCUAGCGUCGGAAGAAAACGGAAUGAUGGAUUUCAAAAAAUUUUGCUGCUUCUUGGAUAGUCGAGCUGACACUAGCAGUGACCACCUUCGCGAAGAAAAAUUCAAAUCUAUGGAUUCUAACGACGAUGGGUUUAUCACUGUUGACGAAUUUCUCCUCCUGGUGUACAACUAUCACCCCUUAGACGAGACUGAAGGGUUAAGAGGCAUCGGCAAAAGUUGCUUUGAGACCGCACAACAAAUCCGCAACGUUACUCUCUUAUCUACAGGCGAACAACUUCGACACGGUUUAUUUUGACAAAAUAGAAUUUUA